AUGUCAAUGGUCAUCUAUGCUGAACCAGAUAUGAACAAGAAGGUCAAGUUUGACAGAGGUGAGAUGGAGGAGAUGAUUGUGGAUAUCUACGUCAGUGCAGACACCCUGAGAGAUGAGCCGCAUUGUCAGGAGGGAUGGAGAUUCUUUGACUCCAGUUUGUACUUCCUCUCUACUGAGAAGAAAAUCUGGGAGAGCAGACAGGACUGUCUGGAGAGAGUUGCAGACCUGGUGAUGAUAAACAGCAGAGAGGAACAGACAUUUCUCUUCAACCUCCACAUGAGAGCCUGGAUUGGUCUGACUGACUCUGUUACUGACGGGACCUGGAAGUGGGUGGACGACACAUCACUGACCACAGGGUACUGGGGGACAGGACAGCCUGAUAAUGGUCGUCUGUUCUCUUGGCAGGAGGACUGUGUUGAGAUAUACACUAGACAAGAUGACCUUGUAAAGACAUGGAAUGAUGACAUUUGUGGCACAAAUCAUAACUGGAUCUGUGAGAAAGGGAUGUAACAAUAACCCACAGUAACAAACAUUCUACCUGUCUCUCUCUCUCUGUGUCUCUCUGUGUCUCUCUGUGUGUCUCUCUCUCAAUUAAUUUCGAUUCAAUUAAACAGGAUUUAUUGUCAUGGGAACAUAUGUUAACAUUGACAAAGCAAGUGAAGUAGAUAAUAUACAAAAAUGAAAAACAAUAAAAAUGAGCAGUAAACAUUACACUCACAGAAGUUCAAAAAGAAUAAAGACAUUUCAAAUGGCAUAUUAUGUAUAUUUACAUUGUUGCAACAAUGUGCAAAUGGUUAAUGUACA
Messenger RNA from Salmo salar (Atlantic salmon), 804 nucleotides. Lineage: Eukaryota; Metazoa; Chordata; Actinopteri; Salmoniformes; Salmonidae. The record is from RefSeq and is a predicted model, not a curated record.